CAGCAGACUGACUUCGAUCCUCUGACGUAGUUAGCUGUCAACAAACUAAAGAAGACAAUAGUUUGGGUUAUUCUCACGGAUUUGGAUCAUGAAUUAAUCCGAUUAUUGGGCUUUAACAUGUCCCCGUUCCUUUAGAAUUGAGUGGGUUGAAGAGGAAUUUUCUGGAAUCGUUCUGUUGAUUUACUACCUCCAUUGAUUGCUAAAUUAGCUCGUGAACCUGGUAAGUUAACUGGUGAAGCGGCCAGUUGACCUCCAUUUGCUCUUUUUUCCUCGCGAUAUUUUCAUUAAAGGAAUCCAAGAAUCAAAACAGCUGCAGUUUGGAGAGCUUGGUGCCUCCUUGGGCUCCUGGCAUGGCUGAUAGCAGCAUUGUGACUUUAGGGGCAGCUCGGAGCCUGUUGGUGGAUUCUUCGGUCUGUGACUCCAGGAUUGUGGAAACCACUAAGGACCAUACAUUUCUGGGCAUGACGUGUGAAGACGGGGAAGAUGUUCUGCCAAAAGUGGAGACACGGGUGGUUCUGGUGGGAGAGGCGGGCCGUAAUAAAGCGCUGGUCAAAGCACUGCAGGCCAUCAGAGUAAUGGAGGUACCCGUGGUAAAGAUAAGAGAAGGCGAGGCGGGUGCCGAGGAGAAAAUGAUGAUAAAAUCUAUAGUCAAUAUGGACAUCAGCUCUCCGUUUAUAAAGACGGAUAAAGUCGAGGAGUUUGGAGACGGAGAGAACGCUGACUUUGAGACGGUGUUUGUCCUGACAGAGUUUGACUCUCCAGAGUACGACUACCUCUACAAACAUGAUAACCGCAUCGUCGGGCCUCCCGUUGUGCUGCACUGUGCUGCAAAGAAAGAACCUUUGCAGUUUUCAUGUCGUCCUCUUUACUGCACAAGCAUGCUGAACCUGUCGUUGUGUUUCACCGGCUUCAGAAACAAGGAGGAAAUGAAGAAUCUGGUGAAUCUGGUCCAUCACAUGGGCGGAACAAUCCGGAGAGACUUCAGCACCAAGGUUACUCAUCUCAUAGCGUACGCCACUCAUGGAGAAAAAUACAGGCUGGCAGUGUGCAUGGGGACUCCCAUCCUCACUCCAUUAUGGAUUCAGAAAGCGUGGGAGAGACGAGAUGACGUGGAUUUUCAUGCAAGCGAAGAGGAGUUUCGAACCAAGUUCAAAGUUCCUCCUUUCCAAGACUGCAUCCUAAGUUUUUUGGGUUUUUCUGAAGACGAGAAGGCCAACAUGGAGGAGCGGACUCUGAAACAUGGGGGGAAGUAUUUUGAGGUUGGAGAUGAGCGAUGUACACACAUGGUGGUGGAGGAAAACUCUGUGAAGGACCUGCCGAUUUCUCCGUCCCAGAAACUCUUUGUGGUCAAACAGGAGUGGUUCUGGGGAAGCAUUCAGAUGGAUGCUCGGGCUGGAGAAUCCAUGUACCUCUAUGAGAAGAACGACAGCCCAGCCAUGAAGAAGGCUGUGUCCCUCCUCUCCCUCACCACCCCCAACAGCAACCGCAAGCGUCGGCGUCUGAGAGACACUCUGGCGCAGCUCACCAAGGAGACGGAGAUCUCCCCCUUUCCUCCACCACGCAAAAGGCCGUCGGCAGAGCACUCUCUGUCCAUUGGGUCUCUGCUCGACAUCUCUAACACCCCUGAAACAUGCAAGACCUUGGCAGACAAUGUAGUAGGAGACAGGUCUGUGACCAGAAAUAGGCAAAGAAGAAGGAAAACUGGAGAAAGGACAAGUAGGUCAGGCAGGGAAGAGAGGAAGAGAAGGUCCCGCCUCAGUAAAAAUACCCAUCAACAAACAAAUGAAGGGCAACAGCAAGGAGCCUGUGCAGAGAGUUCCAGACCAUCCAAGAGUUCAACUCCGGCUCUGUCCAAGCCGUCAGCCCGGUGGCAGGUCUCCAAGGAGCUCUACCAGACGGAGAGGAACUACGUGGACAUUUUAAGCACCAUUCUACAGAUUUUCAAACAUCCUUUGGAUAAAGAGGGGCAGGUGGGGGGACCCAUCCUGGCCCAAGAGGAAAUUAAGACUAUUUUUGGCAGCAUCCCGGACAUCUAUGAGGUUCACACCAGGAUAAAGAAUGACCUGGAGGAGCUCCUCACAGACUGGUCAGAAACCAGGAGCGUUGGGAACAUCAUUCUCAAAUAUUCUAACGAGCUGGUGAAGGCCUACCCCCCUUUUGUCAACUUUUUCGAGAUGAGCAAAGAGACAAUUGUUCGAUGUGAGAAACAAAAGCCACGAUUCCACGCUUUCCUUAAGAUCAAUCAGGCCAAGCCGGAGUGCGGCAGGCAGACGCUUGAAGAGCUGCUCAUCAGACCCGUGCAGAGACUGCCGAGUGUGGCUCUUCUUCUAAAUGACAUAAAGAAGCAUACAUCAGAGGACAACCCAGAUAAGAUAACACUGGAGAGAGCAAUAGAGUCUCUAAAAGAAGUCAUGACUCACAUCAAUGAGGACAAGAGGAAAACUGAAGGCCAGAAGCAAAUCUUCGACGUUGUUUAUGAAGUUGAUGGCUGUCCUGCCAACUUGCUGUCUUCCCAUCGAAGUCUGGUUUACCGCGUGGAGACCAUUGCUCUGGGAGACCAGCCAUGUGACCGUGGAGAACACGUUACACUCUUCCUCUUCAACGACUGUCUUGAGAUUGCAAGGAGGCGACACAAGGUGAUCAGUACGUUUAAGAGCCCCCUGGGACAGACGAGACCUCCACCUCCUCUGAAACACAUCGCCCUGAUGCCGCUGUCUCAGAUCCGUAGAGUGCUGGACCUGCAGGACACCGACGAGUGUAUGAAUGCCUUCGCCUUAGUGGUUCGCCCUCCAACUGAACAGGAGAACUUGUUGUUCAGCUUCCAGCUGGCUGGAGAGGAAACGGUGAAAUCCACCUGGCUGCGGACACUUUGCCGUCACGUUGCCAACACCAUCUGCAGGGCUGAUGCGGAGGAUCUCAUUCAGAGCACAGACCCAGACUCACUGCAGGUCAGCACGAAGGACAUGGACAGCACGCUGAGCAAGGCAUCCAGAGCCAUCAAGAAGACGUCUAAAAAGGUGACAAGGGCAUUUUCCUUCACCAAGACCCCAAAACGGGUAAUCCAGAGAGCGUUCCUGGCCAACAACACUCCAGACGAGAAAACCCCGAGGCUGAGCUGUGAGAACCGCAUUGGCAACAGCUCCACGCUGGCUGCCCACCACUCCCCCUCCAUGGUCAAUCUGCCCUCCAUGUUUGAGAGGAAAUACCACACAUUCAGCCGUUCAACCACUCACCUCUUCUGAAAUGAGACCACCAGCAGAGAUGCCUCGGCUGCCUCAGACGGCGACGUUUGUGUGAAGAAAGGCGACGGAGCUCUGCAGUCUUUCCACAUCCAGACCAAACUGCGUUCAGCAAUAGCUGGAAGGAGCUGGUAGGAAGGACGUCCUGAUAUCUUGGCAGUAUCAGCUUCGUCAGAGUCGGAUGAAGACAAUAAACCAGUUGUUGAUCAUCCUGAAGCCUGUCGGGGUGCAGCGGAUAGUUUCUGGUUCAACCUUCAUGUGGAGCCUGUAUCACGUUACUGGGACGGUACAGAGUCCACUUCGGGACUGCAGGUGUGCUACGCCAUGAGCUUUUUUAAAUGUCUGCUCCUGGCUGAUCUGCUCCAUCGGGUUAGUUUCUGCUUCCACGUUCAGCCUCCCGAGCUGCUGAGUUUUCACUACAGAGCAAAAACACAAGUUUCUUCCUGGAACAUAGUUUGUUUUAUUCUCAUCGUAAAUUAACAUUUUAUAUCGGGCUUUUUCUAUUUAUCAGCUUAAUUCUGUUGUUUGGUUCCAGUUAAAGUUUCAGGCUUUUCUUUUUAUUUUCUUUUGGCUUUUUUUAAUGAAGUUUUAAUAGUUUUACUGUAGCGGUAGUUCUAACGCCACCACGGAUGAUUGUACGACUUGUUCCAGCUAACCUCUUUAUGAGAGUUUUCGACUUUUAUAAAGUUCUUUUAACACUUAUGAAAAAUGUUUGUGGUCGUCCUCGUCUCUUUCUGCCCGUCCACGUGAUGAAGAACGUAUAUCUGAAGUGUUUAUGUGUGUGUGAUUUUGAGAAGGAAUGCUUUAUCUGUUAAUAUUUAUUCCUUCUGAAUUCAGACUUUUCUUCUAUUUAUGUUUGUUCCGUUUUGCAGCUGUCGUCUCUUUAAAGUUCUGGCCACUGUUUUAUUUUCUUUCUCAUUUUCUUUCUAUAUUAAAUGCACUUAAACAUCCAUUUUCUUUUUUCUGUUUUUACUCCAUGCAUGUCUUUUAUUAUCAGGAUGUGAAAGGUUUUCAUGGACUGUAGAGGGCUGAUGACGGCUUACACCAAGUCACCACUGGAAAAAUAAAUAAUGUCUUUU
Molecule: messenger RNA, 4318 nt
Organism: Melanotaenia boesemani (Boeseman's rainbowfish)
Lineage: Eukaryota; Metazoa; Chordata; Actinopteri; Atheriniformes; Melanotaeniidae
Gene: ect2
Product: epithelial cell transforming 2
Exons: 26
Coding region: 351-3242 (963 amino acids)
Biological process (GO): mitotic cytokinesis; intracellular signal transduction; nervous system development
Cellular component (GO): nucleus; cell cortex
Molecular function (GO): guanyl-nucleotide exchange factor activity; GTPase activator activity
Source: RefSeq, a predicted model, not a curated record